Molecule: messenger RNA, 1990 nt
Organism: Peromyscus eremicus (cactus mouse)
Lineage: Eukaryota; Metazoa; Chordata; Mammalia; Rodentia; Cricetidae
Product: zinc finger CCHC domain-containing protein 3-like
Exons: 1
Coding region: 12-1223 (403 amino acids)
Biological process (GO): detection of virus; defense response to virus; positive regulation of RIG-I signaling pathway
Cellular component (GO): cytoplasm
Molecular function (GO): RNA binding; zinc ion binding; double-stranded DNA binding
Source: RefSeq, a predicted model, not a curated record
CAAGAGGCAAGAUGGCGACAGGUGGCAGAGCAGCGGAGGAUCUGCAGCGGGGCCUUCUGCAGAUGCCGCUCCCCCCGCAGCCUAUGGCCCAGCCUGAGGAAGCCCAGGGCACAGGAGAGAAGAUGGGCUGGGCGCAGGUAGUAAAGAACCUGGCGGAGAAGAAGCGCGACUUCCGUGAGCAGUGGCGGGGAGAAGAAAGGGGCAGAGGUGCGGGUGGCAGGCUGGGCAGCCCCGCGGGCCUGGCCGCUCCGAACCCCGGCAACUUCCCACCUGCCGGCCGCGGAGACCCAAGGGGCUGCAGUAGAGACCCUGCGGGCUACGCGGCAGAAGCUUGCAGGAUGAAGGGAGCUGGAGACGCGAAUCAGAGGAAGAUGGCCCAGGUGGCGGUGGCUGCCGCGGCGGCGGCUAUGGCGUCCCCUGCCAGGCCUGGUGCGACCAAAGAAGCCACUGCAGGGCGCCCACUCCAGGAUGAGCCUCCAGCCGCCAGGCCGGGUAAGGGCCGCUUCCUUGUGCGCAUCUGUUUCCAGGGAGAAGAGAGUGCCUGUCCGACCCGGGAUUUCGUGGUGGGCGCGCUCAUCCUGCGCUCUGUCGGCAUGGAUCCUGGGGACAUCUAUGCUGUCAUCCAGAUCCCUGGCAGCUGCGAGUUCGAUGUGAGCUUCAGAUCCGCAGACAAGCUUGCCCGGUUUCUCCGCAGCUAUGAGGAAAAGCGGGAGCUGGACGACUGCUGGGAGAACUUUGUGGUGUUGGGGCGGAGCAAGUCCAGCUUGAAGACCCUCUUCAUCCUCUUCCAGAAUGAGACCGUGAAUGUGGAGGAUAUUGUGACCUGGCUCAAGCGCCACUGUGAUGUGCUGGCCUUGCCAAUGAAAGUGACUGACAGGUUUGGGAUCUGGACUGGGGAGUACAAGUGCGAGAUCGAGCUGCGCCAGGGGGAGGGCGGACUGAGGCACCUGCCUGGAGCCUUCUUCUUGGGAACAGAGAGGGGCUACAGUUGGUACAAGGGGCAGCCCAAGACGUGCUUCAAAUGUGGUUCUCAGAACCACAUGACCGGCACCUGCAAUCAGGACAGGUGUUACAGGUGUGGGGAAGAAGGGCACAAGAGCCCUUACUGCCGGAAGAUCAUCAUGUGCAACCUCUGUGGCAAGAGAGGACACGUGUUUGCCCAGUGUCCCAAAGCAGCUCAAAAUUCCGUGGCAGAUCACCUCACAGGCGUGGCGGGGCACUGAAUGUGUGGCUGCCUGCCGAGGUGAACACACAGCCAUCUUACCCUUCUUAAGUGCCAAAACUUUUUUUUUUUUUUAAGACCAUUUUUCUCUUUUUCGACGGAGAUAUUUCUAAAACUUAACAGAGACAUUCUCUCUAUGCCUUUUAAAACCACAUGUGCUCCUUUUCAUCCUGUUUAAAAAGAACUAUUCAGAACUGUAGUGUGCAGAUGAGAUAUGUUGCCUGUCCCCGACACCACCACCACCUUUUUUCUUCUGUUUUACAUUAGUUUUGGUACUUUCUUCAACGCCCUGUCUGCCUCUGUAAUAUUUACUAAGUCCUUCUUCAUCCACGUCUCAUCAGAAGAUGUUUGCCCUUCGGGCUGCCUUGCUCAUGUUUAUGCCUCAGCCCUGGGUACAGGGCCAAUGCGCGAUAGGCAUUCAACCAAGUGUUUAUUGAACCGAAAAUGUCGUUGACUAGCUCUGUCUAGAGUGCCUACCUUGUGCAGCUCUCCGCUGGGAUCUUUUCAUUUGCUGCUUCUAUGUGAUAUGAAAAUUUGUGAAACCCGUGUUGCUGGAAGUGUGUAAUCCAAAUAAGCUCUGAAAGGUGGCCAAGGGCCUCUCAAAGCAUUUAAAACUAUCUCCUUUGUGACAGCUCCUUGUGGCUCAGAAGCUUUAUAUCUGUAGGAUCGUGGAGCCUAGGCAGUUCUGCUGGGAAAGACCCAAGAGGUCGUUUUUUGUUGGAUUUUCUUUCGGGGAGCUUCUUUUGUUUUGUGUAUUGAUUUUGUGUA